UCUAAGGCAGUUGAUCAGUUGAUCUCUAGCUCUUCGCUGAACAACUUUUCACCUGCAUUAUUUUAGUUUUUACGACAGAAACAAAGUUCUAGUAGAUAUAUAAAAGUAACAGACAGAUUUCAAUAUUUUUUAAAAAAAGCACUACUAAUUGGAAAACAUCUUUUACCUUGUGCAGAAUGGCUUAUGCUGUUGAACACCAGUACACCAGAACACCAGUACGCCGCUUUCUCGAAGUGUUUCGUGAUGAGCACCAAUACGAUAGGAGACCAUGUGGGCUUACACCAAUUCAUCCAUCUAAGGCCGUGCCCAAGAAGAAACCAUGCCACGCUGCUGGAAUUUUCCCAAUCAAACCUAAAAAAGCUGGGCAGAGCCAAUCUCUCCUACCAGUACCAGUACGUUCAGUGGCAUCAGGGGUGAGAUCUUCAAAGGUACAAGGAAAGUUCACCGGGACAACUUCUCGUAAAGAAAAAUCGAGAAUCCCAGUCCUGAAAAAUCGAUUCACCAUCCACGCACCUAAAAUUGAAGCUUUAAAGAAGAGAGAGAGAGAGCUUAUGGUGGAGCUUUUGAAAGUUAGAGCCGAGAGGGAAGACGUUGAAAGUCUCCAACGUAGACUCUUCGUUAACAAACCCACACCCGCCAAAACACGAAAACGUCGCUCCAAGUCUCUAGCAUUAGACAGUCCUUUCUCCCUUGACAACGAUAGUCACCUAUGCCAAAAUAUGUCACCUAUGCCGCUGUUGUCACCGGCCCAAUCGAAAAAUCCAGGCUCCAUCUACGAGAAUUACCGUCGUACGUUAAACUUCCUUCAAACACCUUCACGCUCAACUUUUAAACAACGGACUAGAUCUACUCUACCAAGUGAUAAUGGCACCAACGUUUCCCAACUAGUGCAGAGCCAACUUGCUCACCUGUUUUGUUAAUUGUCCGGCUGUAAAUUGUGUUUUAAUGGAAAAGUGGCUUUUAAACUUAAUUAAACUUAAUAUAUACAAAUACAAUUAUUUUAAAAACAAAA
This is a messenger RNA of Daphnia pulicaria, 1012 nucleotides long. RefSeq lists its product as uncharacterized. NCBI's taxonomy places the organism in Eukaryota, Metazoa, Arthropoda, Branchiopoda, Diplostraca, Daphniidae. The record is from RefSeq and is a predicted model, not a curated record. Bases 177 to 920 code for a protein of 247 amino acids. The transcript has 4 exons.